Molecule: messenger RNA, 660 nt
Organism: Dibothriocephalus latus
Lineage: Eukaryota; Metazoa; Platyhelminthes; Cestoda; Diphyllobothriidea; Diphyllobothriidae
Source: the annotation of a GenBank genome assembly
AUGGCAUUGUCAUUCGAUGACAGACUUUUGGGUGAAAAAGUGGAUAAUUACUGCAGCUCAAGCGAUGAACAUGACGAUUCCGACAAUGAAAAAUCCGAUAAUACCGAAUGUGUACCACACGAUCGUCCUAACGCCAAUUAUGUUCCGUCAAGAUCCGCCCAGACCGGUCCAAAGGGCGUCAUUGAAGACUACCAUAGGUUUCAGGAGCUGCAAGCCGAAAGCAGGCGUCAGAAAGAACUGAUGGUCCUCCAGCUUGCUGAAAAAUGCACCUUGACUUGCAGACCGUUCAGUGAGGACCUCAAGUCACAAGAGGUUGAAGCAGAAUUGAAGGCCUUACUUGAGCUUUCCGAAGAUGACGAGAAAUUUCUGGACGCCUACCGUCAGAAGAGAAUGGCGGAAUUGCAAGCAAACCUACAAAGCUUGCCUACCUUCAACCGUAUUUUUGAUCUCAACGCCAGUACUUUCGUCACCGAAAUCGACAGUGAGGCAGCUUCAGUUACAAUCAUUAUUCUCAUCUAUGAAGAGGGUGUCGCCGCGUGCCAUUCGGCCAACGAAUGUUUGAAAGUCCUUUGCCGGGCCUAUCCGCACAUCAAGUUUUGCCGAAUUCGGGCAUCGUCGGCGUUCAUGAGUCGAAACUUUGUGAGCAACUCUUGUUUAUGA